AUAAAAAUGACCACGCGUCUGUCCAGUUACCGAGAACUGGCUAACAUGUGGAAAAUAUCAGAGAGUUAAUCGCUGCUGUUCCUACAGACAGAAGCUGUCAAAUGGCAAAAGCGUAUGAGUUUAACUGGCAGCGGCCAGUGCCUUGCUGUAUGCAAGAAGGAGCGUAUUUUGAUAGAUUUGAUGAGGACCCAUUUGUCUUUGAACCUAACUGCUUUUUCAGAGUGGAUGCCUUUGGCUUCUUCGUCACGUGGAAGAGCGAAGGAAAGGAAGGUCAGGUUCUGGAGUGUUCUUUGAUCAACAGUAUACGGAACACAAAUGUGCCUAAGGAUCCGAAGAUCCUUUCAGCACUGGAGGCCACAGGGAAGAGUGAGAGUGACUUGGAGGGCAGGAUCAUCUGCGUAUGCAGCGGCACUGACCUGGUCAACCUCAGCUUCAUGUACAUAGUGGCCCAAAACAUUAGCAUUGCAAAGCAAUGGACUGACAGCUUGCGGUCAUUGAUUCACAACAGCCGGGCAAACAAUGUGUGCCCAAUGACCUGUCUAAGGAAGCAUUGGAUGCGGCUGUCCUUUUUGACCAACGUGAAUGGAAAAAUCCCAGUGAGAAGCAUUACAAGAACAUUCGCUUCAGGAAAAACAGAGAAGGUUAUAUUCCAAGCGCUGAAAGAUCUUGGCCUACCCAGUGGAAAGAAUGAUGAGAUUGAGGCUGAAGCUUUCACCUUUGAGAAGUUUUACUCUCUUACUCAGAAGAUUUGCCCCCGAACUGAUAUUGAGGUCCUAUUCAAGAAACUCUGUGGAGAAAAAAGUGAUUACUUAAACAUAGACCAAUUAGUCAGCUUUCUGAAUGAAAACCAGCGGGACCCUCGCCUUAAUGAGAUUCUUUUCCCAUUUUAUGACUCCAAGCGUGCGAGACAAAUCAUAGAAACCUAUGAGACUGAUGAGAAGCUGAAAAGGAAAGGGCUGAUGUCGUGUGAUGGAUUUUGCCGAUACCUCAUGUCUGAUGAGAACGCUCCAGUAUUUUUAGACCGUCUGGAGCUCUAUCAGGACAUGGACCAACCUCUUGCCCACUACUUCAUCAGCUCCUCCCAUAACACUUACCUGACGGGCAGGCAAUUUGGAGGGAAGUCUUUAGUGGAGAUGUACCGGCAGGUUCUGCUGUCCGGCUGCAGGUGUGUGGAGCUAGACUGCUGGGAUGGAAAGGGAGAAGAUCAAGAGCCUAUUAUCACUCAUGGCAAAGCCAUGUGCACAGAUGUGCUUUUCAAGGAUGUCAUUCAGGCCAUUAAAGAAACUGCAUUUGUGUCAUCUGAGUACCCUAUAAUUCUUUCAUUUGAGAACCACUGCUCGAGGCAUCAACAGUACAAGCUUGCCAGAUACUGUGAAGACAUUUUUGGAGAUGUGCUUCUCAGGCAGCCUUUAGAUGAUUUCCCAAUGGAGCCCGGACAACCUCUGCCUUCACCAAAUGACCUUAAAGGAAAAAUUCUCAUUAAGAACAGAAGAUUAAAACCUGAAGUUGAAAAAAAGCAACUGGAGCACUUCAGGAAGCAUAUGGAAGCUGGAGAAGCCAACAUGUCCACCAACAUGUCUGAAGAUGAGAACGAGGAGGAUACUGGCUCUGCAGAGCUUGUGGAUGAGGCUCACCCAGAGCGGAUAUGUGGCAGCCUUGUCAUUGGGCAGACGAAUAAUAGUGAGGGAAAUGUGCUCGGGGCCAGAAAGGGGAACAACGAGGAUGUUGCAGUAUUAGACGCAUUAGCACAAACACCCCUCGAAGCCUCAUGUCAAGAAAAUGGAAAGAAGGCUGGUGAGCCAAGUGUGGCUGAUGAGCAAGCUUUGAUUCAGUCAUACACAUACGUUGCAGCCACCACUAAUAUUCAUCCUUACCUGUCCAGUAUAAUCAACUAUGCCCAGGCUGUGAAGUUCCUAGGCUUUGAGGAGGCUGAAGAGAAGAACAUUCACUACAACAUGUCCUCCUUUAAUGAGUCUGUAGGCCUGGGGUACUUAAGGACCAAUGCCAUUGAAUUUGUCAACUACAACAAGCGGCAGAUGAGUCGGAUCUACCCCAAAGGAGGCCGAGUGGACUCCAGUAAUUAUAUGCCUCAGAUCUUCUGGAACGCCGGCUGCCAGAUGGUUUCUCUGAACUUUCAAACCCCAGAUUUGGCAAUGCAGCUGAACCAAGGAAAGUUUGAGUACAACGGAUCAUGUGGAUAUUUGCUGAAGCCAGAUUUCAUGCGUCGUCCAGACCGAAUGUUUGAUCCUUUUUCGGAGACUCCUGUGGAUGGAGUGAUUGCAGCUACUUGCAGCGUCCAGGUGAUUUCAGGCCAGUUUUUGUCUGACAAGAAGAUUGGCACGUAUGUGGAGGUGGACAUGUAUGGACUGCCCACAGAUACCAUUCGCAAAGAGUUUCGCACCAGGAUGGUAAUGAACAAUGGACUAAACCCUGUUUACAAUGAAGAGCCCUUUGUGUUCAGAAAGGUAAUCCUACCGGACCUUGCAGUGCUCAGAAUAGCGGUGUAUGAUGACAACAAUAAGCUGAUUGGCCAGAGGAUUCUCCCCCUGGACGGUCUGCAGGCUGGCUACAGACACAUCUCCCUACGAAACGAGGGCAACAAACCUCUCUCUUUGCCCACCGUAUUCUGCAAUAUCGUCUUAAAAACAUACGUACCCGACGGGUUUGGAGCUAUUGUAGAUGCCCUGUCUGAUCCCAAAAAGUUCUUAUCCAUCUGUGAAAAGAGAACAGACCAAAUGAGAGCCAUGGGCAUUGAAACAUGGGAGAUAGCUGAUGUGCCGAAUGACAGUUCGAAGAGGAGUAAGAGGGGUAAGGCGAGCCAGGUGAAGGCUGUGUCACCUCAGAAGAGUUCAGAGACACACAGCACAUCUUCAGGACAGAAUGCCAGCAUUUUCUGUAGAAAGGAUAUGGCCGCUGUGAUGCCUCAAGUCACUGUUGAUGACCUGAAACAGAUGAAGAAGAGCCGAGUUCAAGAUCUGGCGUACUUAAAACUAGUAAAGAAGCAGCUGAAGGAACUUAAUGCACUGAAGAAAAAGCACGCAAAGGCGCACACUGCAUUGCGGAGGUCUCAUUCCACUCAAAUGGACAAGAUUGCUGUGCAACACGAAAAGGAAAAGCGAGUGCUAGAAAAGCAACUCGAAAAAAACAGCAAGAAAGUCAGUGAAAGUAACUGCUGUGAAAUGGGGAGAGAAAUAGAAAUGAAGAUGAAGACUAUAACCACAGACCACAAAACAAAGGUUAAAGAUAUGGCUGCUGCCCAGGCCUGUGAGUGGGCUGAGAUGAUGAAGGCCCACAGUGCUGAAAGUCAGGAGCUGAAAGAUCAGCAUGUGCUGCAGCAGUGUGAGCAGCUCAGAAAGCUCAUGCUAAUGACACAGGAGCAGCAGACGCAGCAGCUCUCACACCACCAUGAUCGACAGAGCAAAGAGAUGAGAGCCAACCAAGCAAAGUCUUCAAUGGAGAAUGGCAGAGCUAUAAGUCAGGACAAAAGCAUCAAAAACAAGGCUGAGCGAGAACGGAGAGUUAGAGAGCUGAACAGCAACAACACCAGAAAAUUUCUCACAGAGAGAAAACGGCUUGCCAUGAGCCAGUCUAAAGAGAUUGAACAGCUCCAGACAGCCCAGCGUGAACAACUGGAGAAGCUGGAUAAAUAUAUCGCUGAGUUGCUGAAAUUGCACCGUUCAAAAUCGCAUCAUCAAGGCCAAAGUGACGCAGCACCUGCAGAGCAUGAAAGAGAAGAAGAACUGAUCACUCCUUAACCACAUGAGACAACAACACACAUGAACAAAUACAUGUAAAAAAGUUUAAGAAGGGUAUUUUAUAUAAAUAUACAUGUUUAUAUUCUAAGAUUGCAGUACUUAAGUAAAUACACCCUGAAAGUG
This is a messenger RNA of Colossoma macropomum (tambaqui), 3878 nucleotides long. It is a transcript of the gene plcb4a, whose product is annotated as 1-phosphatidylinositol 4,5-bisphosphate phosphodiesterase beta-4. Bases 102 to 3755 code for a protein of 1217 amino acids. Gene Ontology annotation, molecular function: phosphatidylinositol-4,5-bisphosphate phospholipase C activity; calcium ion binding. The record is from RefSeq and is a predicted model, not a curated record. Gene Ontology annotation, biological process: lipid metabolic process; phosphatidylinositol-mediated signaling. Lineage: Eukaryota; Metazoa; Chordata; Actinopteri; Characiformes; Serrasalmidae. The transcript is spliced from 39 exons.